UGAAUUAUUCCUAAGGCGUUUUCCAGGUGUUUUCUUAUGCUCACCAAUAAUAACUGUGAGAAACAAGGACACCCCGUUAUCGCGACGUUAACAGGUAGCCCAGGGAACUGACAGCAUUGAAUGAUUUGUUAUUGAUAUCCUGGGAACCCAGAAUACUCUUAAAAGUCAUCGAUCUGGAAGGAGGAUAUCUUUCUCACGGAUUUGAUGGAUGUUUGAUCGGUUGGUGAUGCCCAUUUAUAUCAUCGAUCGCAAAUUUCCAGAGACACCUGGUGAGUUUCUACAGGCUGCCCCAGAGGGACAGCAGACCAUGGCUGACAACAACACUCAGAAAAAAAAGCCCCACUGGACGUCACUAGAGAUCGGUCUUCUGACAAUUGUUUCUCUGCUGUUUGUCAUUAUCGUGGCCCUCAUCAUCCUCUUCAUCACACAGAGUGGCAAAGAUGGAGUCUGCAUAACAGCUGACUGCACACAGUCAGCAUCCCGCCUCAUUGAGAACAUGGACCCGACAGUGAACCCCUGUGACAACUUCUACCAGUAUGCCUGUGGUGGCUGGCUAAAGAAGAACAUCAUACCUGAGACCAGUUCACGUUACAGUACCUUUGACAUUCUCAGAGAUGAACUGGAGGUGGUACUCAAAGGAGUGCUGGAGAGAGAAGAGAGUGGAAGCAGUAGCUCACUGACCAAAACCAAAGUUCUCUACAGGUCCUGCACUAAUGAGAGCCUCAUUGAACAGAGAGGUGGGACGCCUCUGCUUGCAGUGCUGCCAGAUGUCUUUGAGUGGCCUAUAGCAACAGAUGAUUGGGACACCAGCUACGGAAUGAAUUGGAGAGCAGAAGAUGCCAUAGCCAAACUGAAUGAGAAAUAUGGAAAGCAAGUCCUGAUUAGCUUUUUUAUUGGUACAGAUGACAGAGACUCCAAUGCGCACAUCAUUCAUUUUGACCAUUCAAGUCUUGGCCUCUCCUCAAGAGACUACUAUGUGUGCACGGGACCAUAUGAGGAGGCCUGUGUGACAUAUGAGAACUUCAUGACUGACUUGGCAAAGCUUAUCCGAACAGACCGGGGUCUGGAGGUCAAUGACACUAAUAUCAGGCAAGAGGUUGCCCGGGUGAUGACGAUGGAAAAGGAAAUUGCUAAUGCAACAGACACACCAGAGGACAGAAACAACCCGGUUCUACUUUACAACAAGAUGCCUCUGGAGAUCCUGAACAACAACUUCACCCUGGAGUUUGAUUCCAGGGUGUUCAACUGGACACUCUUCACUAAUAAGAUCAUGGACACAGUUGGCAUUCCCAUUACAGACAGUGAGGAGGUUAUUGUGUAUGCCCCAAACUAUUUUAAGAGGCUGAACCCUGUCCUUGCCAAGUACACAAAGAGGGACGUUCAGAACUACAUGAUGUGGCGUUUCAUUAUGAAUCUGGUGGCUGGUUUGAGCAGGACAUACAGGGAGACCAGGAAAGCAUUCAGAAAGAUGGACGAGAUGAUCACUAACAUCAGAGAGGUAUUUGUGAGUAAUCUGGAUGAUCUAGCUUGGAUGGAUGCUGAAACUAAGAAAGCUGCAGAGGAGAAGGCACGAGCAAUCAGAGAAAGAAUUGGUUUUUCAGAAAAUAUCAUGAACAACACAUACCUGGACCAGGAAUACCAAGAUUUAAGCUACAGUGCAGAAGAAUACUUUGAGAACAUUCUAAAGAACUUGGAGUUUGGUCAGAAGAAACGCCUAAAGAAACUGAGAAUCAAAGUGAACAAAGAAGAGUGGAUCACAGGAGCUGCUGUUGUCAAUGCAUUCUACUCAUCUAGCAGAAACCAAAUAGUAUUUCCUGCAGGUAUACUUCAGCCACCAUUCUUUGGUAAAGGUCAGCCCUGGUCUCUGAAUUAUGGCGGCAUUGGGAUGGUCAUUGGGCAUGAGAUCACUCACGGCUUUGAUGACAAUGGACGUAAUUUUGAUAAAGAUGGUGACCUCAAAGACUGGUGGACUAAAUCUUCAACUCAGAAAUUCCAUGAGCUUUCCAAAUGCAUUGUGGACCAGUAUGGAAGCUACUCUUGGGAUUUGGCGAAUGGACAAAAUUUAAAUGGGAAUAAUACCCUUGGGGAGAACAUUGCCGACAACGGGGGCAUUCGCCAGUCUUAUCAAGCCUACCAGAACUAUGUGAAAAAACAUGGAAAAGAGGCUCCUCUGCCUGGAAUUGACCUCAAUCACGAGCAACUCUUUUUCCUUAACUUUGCACAGGUUUGGUGUGGAACACAUAGACCAGAGCAUGCUGUCAACUCCAUCAAAACAGAAGUCCACAGUCCAGGGAAGUUUAGAGUUCUUGGGUCAUUACAGAACUUCCCAGAGUUCGCCAAAGCCUUCCAGUGCCAGAAAAACACCAACAUGGUGCCUGAGAAGAUUUGCAGGGUGUGGUGAUUACUUGAGGAACAGAAGAUGAGGGUUAUAUUGAGGGCCCGUGGUCCGUAUACCCUCUCAACUCUCUGCUGACUCUUAGACCACUAUGGCAGAUGCUGAUAAAUGUUCUCAUCGGUGUAAGCUAUGGCCACUAUGCUCAACUCCACCAGUGCACUUGAGCCAUAUAUAGAGAGGGGGGGCUGUCUCAGAACACUCCUACAAGCAUCAGCCAAUUUAUUUGAAUACAGUUUGUGAGAUCAUUACUCAGUUCAUGGCUCUUACUGUUUUAUACACUAAGUCUGAAGAAUAAAGUAAAAAAACAACAAAACAAAAACAAAUCUAAAGUAAAGGUUAUGUAGAGAUACUAUCAAAAAUUAUGACAAUGUUAAUCAAGUAAAACUGUGAAUUGGAGAUAUUAGUAGCAUUAUGUUUAUACAUAUUUAAAGCAAUACUCGUAUACAUACACUGCUUAUAGGCUACUGGUCAACUUGAUUAGAUUCAGUAAGUAACUAUGAAGCUACCCAAACAUGCCCAAGAAUAUUAUGUAGGCUAUAGUACCAUGGGAGUUAAUAGAUAUUUAAGUGAAUUCCAAGAAAAUUGUUCAACUCUGUAUUCAUUUAUCUAAUUAGCAAAUUAUCUGAUUUGUACACAGCACAUUGUAAUAAAAAAAAAUGUAGAUUAAUUUGUAAUCUGUGUCAUUGAAUUUAUUUUCCUUAGAAGAUUUGCUGAUUAUCAUAAAAGAUUAACUGGAACAAUAUACAUUUUCUGUAAAUCAGACACUGAAUGUUUGAUUUGAAAAUCCCAAACAUGACAAGACGGAUAGACAUAUUAAAAUGUGUAUUUUUAUUUCUUCUUUCAUUGUGCUGUCCUUGAUAUUUGUAUGAAUGGGUGUGCAUGUGACAAAUAAUGUCAUUCUGUCAAAUGUCACUGAAUUAAAGCCUUAAAAUGUUUUCAAUUCUGUUUUCAACAUUUGUCAAUGUUUUCAUAUAAUGUGGAGGACUAAAUUAAUCAUAUUGAGACCAAUUCAUGCAGACAGUGUUUAUGCCAAAGAUUUUUACACAUAUCCUUACUCUCUGCUUUUUUAAAGAAAAAAAUCAAUAUAUCUUAUACAUAAUUGUUUCUGAAAUGCUGGUCCCAACAUGUCUAUUACAUCUUCAUUAGCAAUGACACAAACUGCCAAAUUAGAUGUUUUUUUUUCUUCACAUUUUUUGAAAACGUAGAAGCUUAUAUUUGUGAUAUUGUUAGUUGUCAGGCAUAGCAAUUUUACAUGUAUUUUACAUUAGCAUUACAAAAUAUAUUCAUUCUCGUGGGCAUUGGGAUACUGUACGUUUAAAAACAAGAAGCUCAAAGGAGUUUUGCCUAACAGCUCCUCUGUGCUGUGUUAACAAAAACAUCAAAAUGCUGCAGUUUUUUCUUUACAUUUUUGUUCUAUUCUGUCCUUUUGAUCACAGGGGUCUUUUUUCUCAGUAUUGUUUGCUAUUUUACAUGUUUGCACACUGUUUUCCCCUCUCUGAUAAAACACUGUUCACCAAAAUCCAUCUCAACCACUUCACAGACAAAUAUACCUCAGAUGCCUGUAUUUAGAAACUUUGUAAUAAGCAUAUUCAGAAGAGAAUUUUGUUUUAUUAAUAAAUUGUUAAUG
Molecule: messenger RNA, 4022 nt
Organism: Sinocyclocheilus rhinocerous
Lineage: Eukaryota; Metazoa; Chordata; Actinopteri; Cypriniformes; Cyprinidae
Product: neprilysin-like
Exons: 22
Coding region: 209-2401 (730 amino acids)
Biological process (GO): amyloid-beta clearance; protein processing
Cellular component (GO): plasma membrane
Molecular function (GO): metalloendopeptidase activity
Source: RefSeq, a predicted model, not a curated record